ACCCGACCGUACGAGCCACACACGCCAUAUUUUGUGGAAACAAAAGGUGCGAAAGCCCUCGUUGAGUGUUUAUCGUAAGGAUUCUGCUUUGUCUCGGUGAAAACCAAGAAAAGAAUAAUGAAAAGGAUCAACUGGGACGGUUGACUCCGCCGCAAUGCCGUUCCCAAUUACCAACCAGGUUCCUGCUACCCAGCAGACCGCAAAGCACUAUGGGAUCACCUCUCCCAUCAGCUUGGUUCUGCCCAAAGAGGCUGACCUGUUGCUGACCCAAAAGCUAACAGAGACUCUGAAACCAUAUGGAGUGUUCGAAGAGGAGCUGGAGUUGCAACGCAGAAUACUGGUGUUGGGAAAAUUAAACACGUUGGUCAAGGAGUGGAUAAAAGAGAUCAGUGAGCAAAAGAACUUGCCUACAUCAUUGAUUGAUACUGUUGGAGGUAAAAUCUUCACAUUUGGCUCCUAUCGCUUAGGAGUACACACAAAAGGUGCUGAUAUUGAUGCUCUAUGUGUUGCACCUCGACAUGUAGAGAGAACAGACUUUUUCACCUCCUUCUAUGAAAAGCUCAAAGAGCAAGAGGAGGUUAAAGACUUGCGGGCUGUCGAAGAGGCCUUUGUCCCCGUCAUCAAACUAUCCUUUGAUGGAAUUGAGAUUGAUGUACUGUUUGCCCGGUUAGCACUGCAAACCAUUCCAGAAAAUCUGGACCUUCGAGAUGAUGGGCUGUUGAAGAACUUGGAUAUCCGAUGCAUACGGAGUCUCAAUGGUUGUAGAGUUACAGAUGAGAUUCUUCACCUUGUGCCCAGUAUAGAAAACUUCAGGCUCACUUUGAGAACCGUCAAGCUGUGGGCUAAACGGCACAACAUUUACUCUAACAUCCUGGGCUUCCUGGGUGGUGUGUCGUGGGCUAUGCUGGUAGCCAGGACUUGCCAGCUGUACCCAAAUGCUGUAGCCUCUACUCUGGUGCACAAAUUCUUCUUGGUCUUUUCCAAGUGGGAAUGGCCAAACCCAGUUCUCCUGAAGCAGCCAGAGGACUGCAACCUAAAUCUUCCAGUUUGGGACCCAAGGGUUACUCUGAGUGACCGUUAUCACCUCAUGCCAAUUAUUACCCCAGCGUACCCCCAGCAGAACUCCACAUACAACGUGUCCGCCUCCACCCGAGCUGUCAUGGUGGACGAGUUCAAACAGGGUCUUGCCAUCACCGAUGAAAUAUUGCAGAAUAAAGCAGACUGGUCCAAACUAUUUGAAGCACCAAACUUCUUUCAGAAAUACAAGCAUUAUAUUGUGUUGCUAGCAAGUGCGCCGACAGAGAAGCAGCAUCUUGAAUGGGUGGGCUUGGUAGAGUCGAAGAUCAGAAUUCUGGUCGGCAACCUAGAAAAAAAUGAGUUCAUUACUCUGGCCCAUGUUAAUCCACAGUCCUUCCCCGGACCCAAGGAAGGCAAUGACAAAGAGGAGUUGAGCACGAUGUGGGUGAUUGGGAUUGUCUUCAAGAAGAUGGAGGGGUCUGAGAACCUAAAUGUGGAUCUGACCUUUGACAUCCAGUCCUUCACGGACACUGUCUACAGACAGGCAAUUAGUAGCAAGAUGUUUGAGCAGGAGAUGAAGAUAUCGGCCAUGCAUGUGAAGAGAAAACAGCUCCAUCAGCUGCUGCCUAAUGUGAAACGCAGAAAGCAUUCCACAGAUGGGCUUCGCCAGAUGAAUGAUACCAGCCUUGAUCUAUCAAUAGACAGUGACAACAGCAUGUCAGUUCCUUCCCCGUCGGCUGUGUCCUCAUCUACCCCAAGUAAGGGUACUACACUGGGCCCCCUACCCAGCCCCAUUGGGGUCAGUUCUAUACCUGCCCCAGUCCCCUGCCCAGAUAUCCCAGCAAAGGCAGCAGCCACAAGAGAAGCAGAGGGAGCCAAACCUAUGCUCACCCGCCAGCACUCUAUCACUGCCCCAGUGUCACCUGCCGGGAACCCCCUUCCUACUGGAGGUCCAACAGCCUCCAAGAGACCUGGUUCCCCGCUGUCAGAGACAUCAGCCAAGAAGUUGAAAGCUGAUGAGGAGUCAGCACCAGAAAUGAAGGCCACUGUCAAUGAAGGGUCCACUACAGGCCUCCCAUCCAGUAAUACUCCACCUCCCACCGCUGUGAAGAGAUCAGCCUCACCUCACUUGGAAGAGACCACAGCUAAGAAGCUGAAAGUUAAAGAGGAUCCAGUCACAGAGCCAAAGGAGGACAGUGAUAGCAUUUCAGUGAAGACAGAGGUUAAUGAUGACACCUUAUCUGAAGGAGAAGUGAGGAAUGGAGCACAAGUAAAGAGGUUGUCGACUGCCGACCUGUCUGAUGUCCCCCUCCUCCCCACUACCCCGAUUUCCGUGGUGAAGAACUCCAUCAAGCUCCGUCUCAGCAGGUAGAAGUAGACUAAUGUUGGGUUAAGGAUGCCUGUAACCCCAUCCAAACCCCCCUCUCCCUCGUAGUCGCCCCCAUUCUUUAGCAGGCAUCCAUGCGUCCAGAUUUAUGGACAGCCUGUUGUAAUGCAGACUGACAGGAUGGGUAGAGGGGCUGGAUGGACAUUGUACCUUUUUUCUCUAUCUGUACGGAUGUUUUUAUCAGUGUGUGGACUUAAGGAAACACCACAAGAGGGCGUUAAAGACCUUCCGCUGGUCUCUUCCUCAAGCAGCCUCCGCAAAACUACAGUGGAGCUUUGUGGGUACACAUUACCCAAACACAGGUUCACAGACCACUUCACAUGUCUCCCAGUCUGACCUCAUCUAGCACAUACGGUGAAAACGCGAAACUGGCACUAGGUCAGAGCUAAAGGAAAUCUUUAUUUUGAAAAUUUUACAUUUUACCCUUCCUACAUAGGCGGCUUGUUGUAAAGAAAAAGCAUUCUGAUGGACAUAUGUGGAUAUCACAUGGUGUGAGCAUACCCUGGUGUGAAUUUGUUUUUUGUCUUUUUAUUGUUGUUUUCCUUAUCCUCUCUGUGUUGAUUCGGAGGGUAGAUACAGAGGACAAGGCUUCACCUGAUAAUGUUGCGCUUUCUCCAUUGGUGAUCUGCGAUGGCAUGCAUUGUAAAACUGUUAGAAUUUUAGAGGGGAAAAAAAGUUUUCACCAAGACGUUUUUGCUCCUGUUGUGGAAUCAAUGAAAGCGCUGUAACAAGAAGACGUUUACUUCGCUGAUCACCUUCAGUUCCAAAACGAAUAGCGUGGGUUGUGGGUAAUUAACCAUUUUUGUUAACCAGUAAUUCAUGUCAGGAAAAAAAAAAGAUAGUAUCACAAGCUAUCUAAUAAUGAAAACUUUUUUUCCCCUUUUUUGGGGCGAAGGGUGCACCAAAAAUCACAGGAAGACACACAAGUCUAACACUAUCAGUGGAACAAUCUCAGGUUUGAGUACACAACUGACCAAAAUGCUGCUUAUAUCUGUGGGGACUAAAUAGCACAGACUCUAGUGCCAGACAGUAUGAUGGACCAUGUGCAUUAAAUUGUCUACUGUCUGCUUCAAUGUCAUAAUCCUCUUGACCCAAACCAGACUGUACUACAAUGUGCUGUAAGAGGGGAGCGUCCCAAACCAGACUGUACUACAAUGUGUUGUAAGAGGGUAGCGUAGUUGCUAGCAAGCAAGUUAGGCUACUACAAAUGUGGUUCUUAAGUAUCUUGUCUGACACUUGUGUUUUGAAGGAAGUUACAUUUUUAUGCAAGACUUAGACUAGUUUUCUACUCCUCAUUGGCUUUGUAACACUUUUAUUGUUGCUUUAUGGGUUUUUUUUUCAAAGCUGUUGAGCCAAUCCCAUCGUGAGCAACAGUGAAACGGGUGUCACAGAUAAAUGACAUCAGUCAGACAGCAGACAUUUUUGAUGCACCUGGCCUAUUACAGGGUUCUCAUCAACAGGAAGAACCUAAUCAUGGUCUCACAAAUGCUCUGAUUAUGUCAAAUUGUUGCUGAGUGCUAGCAGAAGCAAGGGAAUUAGAAAGUAGAGAUGACCGAUGCAUAACUUUCAAGUGUACAUCCAAUGUACAGUAACUUUCAGUGUCUUGUCUUGUAAAAUAGCAGAAAAAUAUUAUAAAAAAAUUCUUUGUGUGGAGUAAAAGAUCUGAGCUUCAGCCUUGAUGGAUUUGCAAAUGUGGCGUUAUUGUGAUUUGAAUUUCAAAAAGAAAUGUGACAUCCUAUAGGUUUGGUGAACAAAAUAUUUUAUUUUUCUUAUCUUUGGGUUGCUUUGUCUCAUAACAGAAUUAGAACUAAGAAAAAAACAUCAUAUGAACACUGAAACUUGGUUUAUUUGGUUUAUCAACACAAGCUAUUUUUUCACCAUUCUGAAAGCUUAAAAAUGUAUGAAAAUUUCCCUUUCAAUAUUUUAUUGAUGUACCAACAUUUUUGGCUUUGUCUGAAUUGUUUGUGCUAACGUGAAUUAUGAUGAAAUGAAUUAGACCACUUUUAUGUUAUGGUGCAUAAAUCUAACUGUAUAGAUCACGUUUCAAUGAAGCGUUCUCUUUUACUUAAAAUGUUUCUUUUGGGUUCAGUUUUUUUCUUAGGCUUAUUUGUAAGAAGGAGGUAUUGUACUUUUUCACAAAUAAAGGUCUAUAAAAUU
This is a messenger RNA of Lampris incognitus (smalleye Pacific opah), 4561 nucleotides long. RefSeq names its product poly(A) polymerase alpha (gene papola). Gene Ontology annotation, molecular function: poly(A) RNA polymerase activity; RNA binding. Bases 155 to 2389 code for a protein of 744 amino acids. The record is from RefSeq and is a predicted model, not a curated record. Gene Ontology annotation, cellular component: nucleus. The transcript has 22 exons. Lineage: Eukaryota; Metazoa; Chordata; Actinopteri; Lampriformes; Lampridae.